Messenger RNA from Zophobas morio, 729 nucleotides. RefSeq lists its product as uncharacterized. The transcript has 6 exons. Gene Ontology annotation, molecular function: odorant binding; olfactory receptor activity. Gene Ontology annotation, cellular component: plasma membrane. NCBI's taxonomy places the organism in Eukaryota, Metazoa, Arthropoda, Insecta, Coleoptera, Tenebrionidae. The record is from RefSeq and is a predicted model, not a curated record. Gene Ontology annotation, biological process: detection of chemical stimulus involved in sensory perception of smell; sensory perception of smell. The coding region runs from base 1 to 729 and encodes 242 amino acids.
AUGGCAACACACAACAUUUUUGACGCGCUGAAUUCCUUGAAGGACAUUUUUGGCCCAAUUUCGAACGUAGUGAAUUUAGCAGUUUAUUUGACCUUUCCUGUUGUUGGCUACAGUGCUUGUUGUGGUGGUGGGCUCAUGAUAUACAUGGUUUUGCACAUAAAGUUUCAUGUGUAUUGCAUAUCGCAUAGACUGGAAGAGUUAUCAACAAGAAAAGUAUGUGAUUAUAGUAAGAUGGACGAAUUUCACAUGGAGGUGCGUUCAGAUUUGAAGACAUGUAUCCGGUGCCACCAAGUUAUACAAAUAGCGAUAAGAAAACUAAACGACGCUAUUUAUUUACCGUUUAUUAUACUGUUUUUAAUUGGAUUGAUAGUUCUCGUCGGUGUUUUCAUCAAUAGUACCCUAUACGAAAUACAAGCUGCUACUGAUUAUGUAUUUAUCGUUCACUAUUUGGUAAUUUCAAGCAUUGUUCCAGCUGCACUUAUUUAUGUGGCACAAACAUUAAUAAAUGAGUACGAAAAGAUUUCCGUAAACCUGUUGAACUGUUCAUGGUACGAAUGGAAUUCUACAAAUAAAACUGCAAUGUUAAUGUUCUUACAAAACUCUCAGAAACUUGUAUGUAUUGGAGAUCGAAAUAUGAUUCAUAUGGAAUUUAGUUUCGUACCAAAAGGCCUGAAGUUCCUUUGGAGCACGAGCGUGUUUUUUAUCCAAAUUGUCAGCCCAAGAAAGUAA